GUCACAAAACAAACUCGCUUUGUGUCCUUUCUUCGGACUUUUAACCAUGCGUGCGGAGGGGAACACGCGCGUCAAGCCGCGUUGUGUCCACCUUAUUUCGGUCCGGCCUUCAGGUGGGGAUUUGACUUGGAGAGAGUGAGCGCCGGUUGAGGGGUCCGCCCCGUUAUUCCCUCCCCCGGCUCUUCCUUUCCACCCCCCUCACCAUCCCUCCCCAACAACCCCAUCCCCGUAACCGUCCCGGGUGGGCCCGGCUCGGCGGCGCGAGACAGGCCUGCUUUUAACUCUCGAUCGGUCAUCAUUUCGUGCCCGAUAGUUACCGUCACGCCGUCUUUUUUUUUAUAUAUAUCUCACACCACACACAACCGGCGUUAUUUUUGUGUUGCCCGGCCGCGCGGGUUCGUGGCGGGCGGGAUAAAAAAAAAAGCGGAGAGCGAUCGCCGAGUGAUGAAGAAAUUCUUCGACUCCCGGCGGGAGGCGGCGGGCUCGGGUUCGGGAGGCGGCGGCGGCGGCGGAGGAGGAGGCGGUGGCGGUGGCGGCGGCGGCGGCAGCAGCGGCGGGAGCGGCGGCUUGUGCCCCGGCAGCGGCUUCAUCGGCCGGGUGUUCAGUGUGGGCCGGCAGCAGGUCACCGUGGAGGAGGUGGUGGCUGAAGGUGGUUUUGCGAUCGUGUUCCUUGUGAAAACUCAUAAUGGGGUGAAAAGUGCACUGAAGAGGAUGUAUGUCAACAAUGAACAUGAUUUGCAGGUCUGCAAGCGAGAGAUCCAGAUCAUGAGGGACCUGGCUGGGCACAAGAAUAUUGUCGGAUAUAUUGAUUCCAGUACGACGGCUGUCGGCUCUGGAGAGGUCUGGGAAGUACUGAUCCUGAUGGAUUUUUGUCGAGGAGGCCAAGUUGUGAACCUGAUGAACCAGCGAUUGCAGACUGGUUUCACUGAGAACGAGGUGUUGCAAAUAUUCUGUGACACAUGUGAAGCAGUAGCAAGGUUGCACCAGUGCAAAACACCCAUCAUCCAUCGGGAUUUGAAGGUUGAAAAUAUACUGCUACAUGACAAGGGACAUUAUGUCCUCUGUGAUUUUGGAAGUGCAACUAAUAAAUUCCAGAAUCCAAAGGUUGAAGGAGUCAAUGCAGUUGAAGAUGAAAUUAAAAAGUACACAACUCUGUCCUACCGAGCCCCUGAAAUGGUCAACCUUUACUGUGGCAAACCUAUUACUACAAAGGCUGAUAUAUGGGCUCUCGGAUGUUUACUGUACAAACUUUGCUUUUUUACACUACCGUUUGGAGAAAGCCAGGUUGCAAUCUGUGAUGGGAGCUUUACAAUUCCAGACAACUCCAAAUACUCCAGCGAGAUGCACUGCCUAAUAAGAUUUAUGCUCGAGCCAGACCCAGACAAAAGACCUGACAUUUACCAGGUGUCGCACUUUGCAUUUAAACAAAUUGGGAAGGAGUGCCCUGUCCAGAAUGUCAGUAACUCUCCCAUUCCAGCCAAGCUUGUUGAGCCAGUAAAAGCCAGUGAAGCUGCAGCUAAGAAGACACAGCCCAAGGCGAGACUGACAGACCCAACUCCACCAACUGAGACAUCAAUAGCUCCUCGCCAAAGGCCGAAGGCUGGGCAGGCUCCAGCCAACCCAGGGAUGCUGCCCAUUCAGCCUUCUCUGACCCCACGCAAAAGGCCAUCGACCCAGGCAGUCCUACCGCCAGCAGGUGUUGUUCUCGGCAGUGGUCACAACACUCAGCCACCAGGCCCACAGCAGCCUCAGCAACAACCAAGGCCUCAGUUGCAGCAGCCGCAAUUGGUGCUGCAACAGAAGCAGCCCCAGGCGUCAGCAGCGCAGCAGAAGCAGGCACAGGCUCAACCCCAGCUGCAAGCAGCAGGGCAGCCUCCUCCUGCCCCACAACAAGCAGCUGUCCAAGCCCAGCUCUUUGUGCAGCAGCCCCAGCUCCUGCAGCAGCAACAGCAACAACAGCAACAGAUGAUGGCUCAACAGUACCACGCCAUGCAGCAAGCAUUGCAACAUCAGAUGAUGCAGAAUUACUAUCUCCAGCAACAGCAGCUUGCAACAGCCGUGCAGCAGCUACAGUACGUGAACCAGCAGGCUGCUCCUGCCCAGCCACAGCUGCCCUCAGCACUCCCUCAGCAUACACCAUUACCUCCACAGCAGCAACAUAAUCCAGCCCCACAACCAGCCUCUCAGGAACAGGGAAUGACCCAAAUACAACAACAACAACAGCAGCAGCAGCAGCAACCUCAAGUGGCCCCAAACCAGUCUCCAAAAAUGGUGUCGGUGUCACUGACUCCUCCAUCAUCACCGAAGACUCAGCGUUCUGGCCACAGAAGGAUCCUCAGUGAUGUCACGUACAGUGCAGUGUUCGGUGUUCCAGUCAGUAAAUCGACCCAGCUCCUGGCGGCUGCAGCUGCUGAAGCUGGUUUAAACAAAUCCAAGUCAGCUACAACCACUCCCUCAGGAUCUCCACGGACCUCUCAGCAGAAUGUCUACAAUCCUCCUGAUGUGUCUACGUGGAAUCCUUUUGCCGAUGACAACUUCUCCAAACUCACUGCUGAGGAGCUGCUCAAUAAGGACUUUGAGAAACUCAAGGACGGUAAGGUUGAGAAGACCAGCACAUCCGCUGAGAGCCUGAUCCCAGGGCUUCCAGUAGCUCAGGCGCAGUUGCAGACAGAUGCUUUUGGAAUUGAUCCGUUCACAAGUGGUGCAGGAAAGGCUGAGAUAGCGGUGGGAAAUCUCAUAUCUGGAUUUGAGCCCUCACAGCCUCAGCGACUGCCUCCAAUGCAGGUGGAAUCUUUAAGUGUUGUGGCUACAAAGAAUACUUCAGGUUUCCCAGCUGAUGGAACCAGUUUUCCUGCGGAGCAGUUCCUGGCGACUGCGAGCACCACUUCUGAGCUCAGUGAAUCCAAAGGGUGUGAAAACCGGAGUAUGAACUGGCCUGGCCAAGCCCACCUAUCCAACUCCAACUCUGUGCACAGCAGCGAUGACGAAUGCAUCGAAGAUGGUGGCGAUCUGUUGGACAGCAGUGGCCACAGACCUCUCCUCAUGGAUUCGGAAGAGGACGAGGAGACCGGGAAAGGUCAGAACGUGGUCGAAGGACGGCGUGGGCAUGUCCGUUCAGGUGCCACGACUCUGUCGGAAUCCCCGGCCAAGGAGACAAGCGAAGGAAGCACGGUCGAGACGGAUGUGUUUUCUGCGGCUCCCUUUGGAAGCCCAAGGAGUGCUGAGGUCGGAGAGUGCACUGUCGACGUUUUCACCAAGGCCCCUUUCAAGGCCAAAGUCAGCCCCGCUCGAAAUCCAAUUGAGGAGGUUGACGUCUUCUCCCGGGCUCCAUUCUCGAAAAAGAAAACUCUGGCAACUUUGCAGGAGACAGUUCCCUACCCGCCAGUCACAAAUGCCGGUGAAGAAAUGCCCGAGCACACUCAGUUCGGUGGCAUGGCCCAGGGUGGCCUUCAGGUCAGCCAGAGUAAGUUCCCUGGUUUUGAAGAGCCGUGCACCGAAUCAUCCGGGGGAGUCCAACAUCCUACCGGAACUUUCAAAGCCAGUGGCCAGCAAGAGUCCAGGGAUGUAGUGGCAGCUCACCGAUCAAUGGAGCCCUUAAAGAAUUCCACAGACUUUGCAAACCACCAAAUGCACCCACUCCCCGGCACCUUUCUGAGUCAAGAAGGGUUACUGGCGGCUGUGAGCCCUCAGCCCUUCCGACCUCGGGCCCUGGCCAAAUACUCCCGUCACUACAAGGUGGAGGAUGAGCGACAGAACCAGCCAGCCACUCCUGAUAAAAUGCAAGGAGUGCGAGGAGCUGACAACCCUGCCUCCCUGCACCUCAGGACUUCACAAGCUGACCCCUUUGCUGCAGCGCCUUUUCCCUCUAAAUCCCGAAAUCCAAAGCCUUAAGGUGCGAGGGAGUGAUUUGGCCGAAGCAUGGGUUUUGUAUUUGCAGCAUCUCACUAGAAACACUUGGCCAGCUAAGGACCAUGAUGCUCUCUUUAUAAUCACCUUCACAGAACUGUAUCGAACCUGCUAAAUUGUCGAAAUCUCAGGCCAUGGCAUUGUGCAAAUAAUCUUGUAUUGCUCUGAAAGACAGUAAUUGUGGCAGAAAAGAUCACCACCUUCAACCUGAUCGAGGCACUGAAGGUUGACGAGCCUGAAGCCGGUUCCACAUUGUGCCUGUUUUAUGGAUUCCAGACAAGCAUGGUUCAGCCAGGCCUCGACAAUGCGCAAAGAACAUCAAGUGGCUCACGUUUGCAGUUCGCUUGGAUAUCUCUCUGCAUUUUCACACCCCUUCAUUGAGGUUGUGUGCUUGAUCUUAGCUUCAGCCUCAAUUUUGAAGCUGGGAUGACCAAAAUCGCACAAGACUCAUGUUUCACAUUGCACAGUGUUCAGUCCUUCAAGUGAUUUGCCUCCUUGCGGACAUGAUUAUCUUUUAUACACUGCAUUAAAUGUGUAAAUAUAAAGCACUACCAUACAACCAAAUGUUACUAAGCUGCCUAACUAUAAAUUGAAGGAGACAAAAAUGUAAUUUAACAGUGCCUUUUAAAAACAGACUUGUUUAUUUCCAGACGUUGAAUUGGGGUACUGUGUGCUUCUUGACAUUGACAGUAACACAAUUCUGCUGCUAUUCUUGACACUGCUGCCCUCCAGAAGUGUGCAGUGAGGUUUAGAGUGACAUUUUGUGCUGUGCAAAUGCUGUUUGAUUGCACAACGAACACUAGAUCUGAGUGAUACAAUCAUAGAUUCCUUCAGUGUUUGCCCAUUGAUUUGAGACAAUGAUUGCAACUCUUGAGUGUCACCAGAAGUUAGCUGACAUCCUUCGUUUGAGUGACUCCCCCGGAGAUCUCAAGUUCUUGGAAUAAACAUUAAAAAAUACGCUGAGGAGGUUUGAAACAAUUAACUUACACCCCAAACUUUCAUCCCCAGUAAGAACUUUGCGAUUUACCCAGAAGAGGUAAAUGUUGAGAAAUGAUUUUUUUUUGGCUCAAGUACAUGACCACUCCCUUCAACAGUCAGUGUGCUGUCUAUCAACAAAGAUUAUUUUAAUUUCCAAACAAAUCACAAUCACUAAACUACAUUUGAAGAUGCACGUAGUUUACAGUCAGUGUUAUUAUGUAAGUGUUCAUGUAACUUUGUGGUGGUCGUCCAGUACUAGUUCUCAGGUAGUGAUGCCUAAAGGAGCUGGGUUUGGAAAUGCAUUGGCACUGAUGAGAGAAGAAGUUGAAUGGCAAUGUUGGCAAUAAUGGUUAAAAUGCUGCUAAAAAAAAUUGCCAAAUAAGGUAUUGGCACAUGCUUGUCAUAGGUUCCCUCCUUAGUUUUUAAAAAUCACAGUUCUUUGGAAUUUCAAUAGAUUGUUCAUGGCCCACGCUAUGGAUACCAUAAGAUAUUUCCAUUCAAAGAAAAGCCUCCUUAGUUUGUCUGCAGCUUCCGUUCUCCAGGCUUGACCCAUCAUGGAUGAAGUCAGGAAUUCAACGAAAUCGGUGCAGUUGUUUCGGGGGGAAAUAAGCUCUUGGAUUGCCACUUUGUUUUGACUGAUCCAGAGGGUCAGUCAUCCAGCCUUGUGUCCAGCCUGCUUUUGAUGUGGCUGACAUCAUCAUGACUUCAUUUUCCAUCAGGCCUGAGGCCUGUUCUCAGCUGACCAUUCAGUUGCCGUGUGCAUGUGGAAACUGGGUUGAGUGUGGAGGAGGACUGCAAAGAGAUGUACUGCCUUUGAUGAACUUCAAACCCAGUCUGAGAAAAACUGUGCCUCUGGUCUGUGGUCACUUUUGCUGGCCUGUUAAAUUUGGCAGGAUUUCACAAACCAACUGGCAGUUCAAGAACUUGACAUCUUUAUUGGGAUCCCAUUAAAUCUUGCUGUCUUCCCUGUGUGAGCAUGAAAACUGUCUUGCCAUUGAAUUGUCGCAAGUUUCUCAUGAUGAAACUCCAGCGUUAAUGCAUUAGGUUCUCGCUUCUCCCCCACCUUCUCCUCCCCAAGUAUCUACACUUCAAAACUGGUCAUUAGAGAGACCUGAGGGGCAGACGCCUUGUCUGGAACUGUGCUAACCAUGCAGGUUCUGCUCCUGUCACCUGCUUACGUGGCUUUUCCUGUAUUGACUUUCGAUUUAUUGCAAGAGGUCAGGAGCCUUUUGGGAAAUUUUUCUUGCUUGUAUAUCACAGUGUUUGCAUGUGAAAGCUAAGACAAGGAUAAAACGUGAUUCCAGAAGACAAGUCAGUAGACUGGUGCGAAUAAUGGAUUUUCACGAACAGAAACUGCUGGUAACACCCAGUCAGCCAGCAUGUACAAAGUUCAUUGGAACAGGAGCUGCCCAUUGUGCUCAUCCAGCUUGUUUGGCACUCUAAUUCGAUUCUGGCUGAUCUGUAUCUGAACUUGAGCUACCAUGCUGAGUAAGCUCACACUUGAUAAAAAGCUAUCAGUCCCAGUUUUGAAUUUUCAAUUCAGCCCCAGCUUCAGCAGCUUUUUUGAGCAGAGUUCCAGACUUGUGUGUCAAAGUAUUGUAUGUCAUCACCUUUGAAUGAAGUAGCUCUGCAUUUGAUUUGAGGUUAUACCCACUUGUUCUGGACCAUCCCACCAAAGGAAAUAGUUUCCUUCUGAGAUACUCUUUCGCUCUCCCUGUCAGCUCCUACACUCCAAGGUCCACAAGCCUUGCAAUUUAUCAUUAGCCCAUGAAUAACCUACUUCUGCCCCGACACACCUUAAUGGACCAUGAAUAACCUACUUCUGCCCCCACGAUGACAAAGGGGAGACCAGUUCUGAUGUUGUGUGUGUCCCUAGAAAUGUCAGAACCUCUGUGCUAUUUGCGGAUAACUGACUGCUCUACCAUGUAGGCCCAGCAUUUGUGGUUUCCACAAGUUGUCUUUUUAUUUUAAGGGAGUCACCAGUUAUGACUUGAUAAAGGAAACCUGUCACAAGCCUCCUUUGCAGAAGUUUCCACAAAGUGGCCACAGGCUGCCUAAAAGCCUUUGUCAUCUAGCAGGGCAGGACUGCAAGGCUACAAGAGGCAGGAACUUAACUGACAUACCAAUACUACUUACGAUGAUGGCCAUCAUUUUGCACACUCUGUUCUCCCUUCAUUCUGAGAAUAAGAUUUUAUUGUCUCUGUUUGGCUUUAACAGUUUGUUCCACCUUUUCUUUUGUCCUAACUGAAAGUGAAAGACUUGGGCUGUUUGAACUUCAUUGUGCUUCUCCAAGGUCUAAGACAGCAGUGGUUUGAGCAAAUGUUGGACUAAAACAGUUCCAGUUUGCAGCGAUUUUUCUGGCUCCUAUCCAUUUGUUCCCACUGCCCCCGUCACGUUUUGAAUUGGUUUCGGAGUUUCUGAAUGUACACAGAUACUUGGAAACACUCCCCACUUUGGCACAAAAGAAACUGUCAGAAAUUGUACAGAUAUAAUGUUGUGUUUUAGCUGAAUGGUAUGUUUCUGCUGUUUGAAUCCAAAGGCCUUGGGUUUGGCUGUUUCAGUGAAAGGUUUUAUGCAUGUCUUUAUGCAUGAAUGUCUGGCCUGCCUUGAUGGGUUUUGAGAGCUGUUUGGCACGAAUAGAGAUGCAGGCACAUUCUGGAACUUGCUGCACACCUUUCCAGUAUGUACAGUGAGCUGGUUUAACUCGUGGCAAUGGGAUAGAAAUUUGCUCAGUUCUGAGGCAAAAGCUGCUGUCUUGCUCCAAAUGUUUCACUGGUCAUUUUUCAAAAUAAUUCCCAGCACAGCUUCACACAAGCUCAUUUGUUGUGGUUGCAGAGCUGAGUGGAUUCAGGUUCCACUCUCUUGUGGUGACGUCCAUUUGAAUCCCACUCCCACCUAUGUUUUAAAACUUGUUAACCAAAAGAGAGAAGUGACAGAGUUGGAGUGUCAUUGUGCAGAUAAUACCUACUUUGGAAGGCAUUUGAGAGUACUGGCUCAGUGCUGUUGGAGGUGAUGGGGGCAUUGAGGGGUUGGAAAUCGCUAUUCAUGGGAGAUUGUCAAACAAGUCAAAAAAAAGGGAACAUUUGAGGAAUAUUUGGCUUGUCUCCCAUCAGAAGGUCUCAUCUUUGCAAACUGCAACUACAAUGUGCUUACCAAGUUCCACUUUAAGGUUCAGGCGUCUUUGGUUUUAAGUAUAGGUUUCUCCCAGGCUUGUAGUAACUUAUUUUACAAGUCUCAAUUGUUUCGACAACCCACAGUUGUGUGUUGCUAUAGAAAUCCUGAGGGCACUUGGUUCUCCCAACUGCAUUCUCUUCUGCAGAUUCAUCUGGGCCACUACAAGUUCACUGCCUAAGCAUUUUUAUUCUCCUUUCCAGAUAUACCCCAACUAGAAAGCCACCUGUUAAUUUGGGAAUGAUUGACGAAUCUUCUUCAAUGGUCACUGGUUGGGGGAGAAUGGUGCUCUGAGGAGUUCUAGCACUGAAAUUGAGGGACAUUGGGGCAUGAGGCAUGGAGGGGAGGGAUAAGGUGGCUUUGGUGAGACAGCGUAGAUCCUGUCACGUGUCUGAACAGUGCACAGGCAACAGAAACCCUGUUCAACAAAUGCAGGCUCAAGUCAGUUUGACAUGGUUAAUUCAUCACCAAAUCAAAGGUUUACCAAAGGCCAUGAGCUGCAGCCUUGUUUGUUCCAUAUCGUUAUUUAACAGCCUCACAUGUGUUAACAAUGUUUUAAAAAGGAGAUUGGUCUGGGGGAAAAGAAAGUUUGGCUGAUGAUCUUUUUAUUUGGCUGAUGGGUUAGACUGCAGUGACCUGUUGAAACCAAGUAGGUGCACUUACAGGGUUGAUUUUCCAACACUCCAAGCCAUGUACCAAACUUCUUGCAUUGCACAACUCUAUUCUACCUUUUCAGCAGGAUGACAUGGGUGUUUUUUUUCACAAUCCUCCUCCAAUCCUCCAGGUCUCUGACUGUAUCCUGCCUCGAGAUAUCAGUCACCUCACUGCCACUCUGAUGAGAGCCCUGAGGCUACACCAUUUGCAAGACAUUAUUUUGCCAUUUUUAUUGAGAUGUGUAAUUUUUUGAUUGAAAAGUCAAUCGUCAAAUCAAUUAGGCAAGUGAAUUUAAUGUGAAUGCAUUAAACAUUUAUGCAGUCCUCAUACCGGAUCAUUUCAAGAGUGAAAGGACAAGUGUUUUUGAUGAGUGCAAAAUGACAGGAUGAGGAGCAAAAUGCUGGAAGCAACACUUCAGAUUGAACUGUUUAUGGACGACAUUCCUUUGUGAUCUCAGCUGAAUAUUUCAAGUAUUGGAGCAUGUCAUUUUUUGCAGUGUUUACUGGCUCUGCUUUCAUGAAAUAGUUUACAGCUUCGUGGAUGCACCUUUUGAAAAACCCAUGCUUGCAAUGCGUGGCAGGGCAUCUUUAACCCCAUUCCCAAUUUUAGUGCAUUGUGAACUGGCCCUGCACAUGCACUCAAGAUUUCUUGUUGCAUUGAAAUGAAUUUUCAGUGCUCUGUGCAAAAUAUUCAUUCGGGUGUUUCCACUUAUUGUUUACUGCUCGUUUCCCAGUCCAAAGCUGUGCAUCUUGCUAGGUAGGGCAUGAUUGGGAUCAGCACUGGCAGCCUGAUCACUGCUGGUAUCCCCUUCAAAUGCCACUGUAACCUGAGAUGAAUCCAGACUUUGCAGCUGAUGUCGCUGGAAAUGAGGAAGCACGAGCAGGAACCCUGGCUUUUCUCCCACCUGAGGCCCAUUGAUAUUGAAGGUCAAUCUUGGUUCUUGACCCCAGUGCCCAAGCCCAGAUGUGUGAAUUCAGCACAAGCUGAGCAAGAUGACCAUUUGGAUCAUUCUGCUUCCACAACAGGGAUUGGACUUUGUUGAUUUUUCCCAAUGGCUGACACAACGUUUUCCGUACCAAGGAUUAAAAAUAGAAAUUAGUAAUAAAAUUAGUACAUGCUGAAGAUAUGGGUUGAAUGAACUGACUAAGGUUACACUAAAGUGUGAAAUGGUGAAUUCAAUGAGAUUUGUGCUUAUUUUCAUUUUUGUGGCCUGAUCAGGGGUUGUCGGGUGAAAGAAUUUUACUUCUCAGUUUAUGUUUACUGCUUGACAACGUGACUGCUGUUCAAGACUAGAUUUCCUUAAAGCAAUAUAGACAGCAAUCAUGCAUUGAAGAAGUCACCCAAAGAAAGCCCCGGUUAGAUUUUAAAUACUGAAUAUCAUUUGUGUUUCUGCAUCUGAACUGGGUUGGAUGUACUGACUUUUACCCACACCCAAUGCUUGUUCAGGUGCCUCUGUGAGAAAUAAUUAACUUUUUUCCCACUGCAGCUCAUUUUAAUUGUAUUCCGGUGUUCAAUAGUGCUGUAUAUCUCUAGUUUUCAUGAAGAAAUUAUAAAAAAGAUUUCGAAACAUCUGUAUUGAAGUGAAGUUGUUGAGAAUAAAAUGUGUCAUGUUUUACUUUU
Molecule: messenger RNA, 10329 nt
Organism: Hemiscyllium ocellatum (epaulette shark)
Lineage: Eukaryota; Metazoa; Chordata; Chondrichthyes; Orectolobiformes; Hemiscylliidae
Product: AP2-associated protein kinase 1-like
Exons: 17
Coding region: 445-3891 (1148 amino acids)
Biological process (GO): protein phosphorylation
Molecular function (GO): ATP binding; protein kinase activity
Source: RefSeq, a predicted model, not a curated record